Thraustotheca clavata is the source of this 1257-nucleotide messenger RNA. The record is from the annotation of a GenBank genome assembly. Lineage: Eukaryota; Oomycota; Saprolegniomycetes; Saprolegniales; Achlyaceae.
AUGAGUCUACCUAAUGUACCCACUGUGGGCUGUUUAGGCGGUGGACAGCUUGGACGAAUGAUGGGAUAUGCUGCUCAUCGUUUAGGUGUUAAUUUGAUCUGUUUGGAUCCACAAGGCAAAGAAUCUCCAGCUGGACAAGUGACCCAAAGCGUUGACGGAUCUUUUACUGAUGCUGCUGCCAUUGAAACUUUGGCUAACAAAGUUGAUGUGCUUACUGUUGAAAUUGAACAUGUUAAUGCACAAACACUUCGUUCAUUGCAAAAGUCGCAUCCCAAAUUACAAAUUCAUCCAAGUCCAGAUACAAUUGCUCUUAUUCAAGAUAAAUUUGCUCAAAAAGAAUUUUGCCGUGAUGUCGAUGUACCUCUUGGACCAUUUAUGGCAAUUAAUACUCAAGCUGAUGCUGUGGCUGCUGGUACAAAAUAUGGAUAUCCUUACAUGCUUAAAUCUCGACAUUGGUCGUAUGAUGGUAAGGGUAAUGCUGUUGUUGCCUCUGAAAAAGAUAUUGCUGCUGCUAUCAAAUCUUUAGCUCCAGAAAUGGCUGCUGGUAAAUUGUAUGCUGAAAAAUGGGUACCUUUUUCUAAAGAAUUAGCUAUUAUGGUGGUUCGACAAGGUACUGAUGUGCGAGCUUAUCCAGUUGUCGAAACAACUCAAAAGGAUAACAUUUGCCACACUGUUUUGUCUCCUGCUGUACUUCCAAACAAAGCUCUUCAUGAAGCUGCUAAAGAAAUGGCUAUGAAGGUUGUUUCUGCAUUGAGUGGCAAUGGUAUCUUUGGUAUUGAAAUGUUCCUUACUGCUGACAACAAAUUGUUGCUUAAUGAAAUUGCUCCUCGACCACAUAAUUCUGGUCAUUACACAAUUGAAGCAUGUGAGACUGAUCAAUUUGAAAAUCACAUUCGUGCUGUAGCCAACAUCCCACUUGGUUCACCAGCAUUGAAAGUUGGUGCUUCGUGGAUGUUGAACGUUCUUGGCACUGCUAAACCAGAAGAAACUACGAAGCUCAUUGCGCAUGCAGCUACAGUGCCUGGAGCUAGUGUUCACUGGUAUGGCAAAGCUGCCAUUCGCCCUGGUCGUAAAGUUGGUCACAUUACAGUAGUUGCUGACUCAAUGUCUGCACUUUUGGAACGUGCUGGCCAAGUCAGUCCAUCAGCUAAGCCUUCUGUAAAGCCUUCACCUGUUGUCGGUAUCAUUAUGGGUUCGGACUCGGAUUUGCCAUCGAUGGCUGCUGCUGCUAAAGUUUUGGAACAAUUUGAUGUACCU